Symbiodinium sp. CCMP2456 is the source of this 1536-nucleotide messenger RNA. The record is from the annotation of a GenBank genome assembly. Lineage: Eukaryota; Dinophyceae; Suessiales; Symbiodiniaceae.
AUGGAGUCCGCACUUGUGCCCAAGACCGAGGGUACUUAUGAUGCAGAGACAGGCCUUCUUGUUCCCCAAGCUGCCAUAUGGAUGGUGUUUAUCACAAUAUUCAUGGACACUCUAGCUGCUACGAUCUCAACACCGGCCUUGCCGUAUUAUGCCAGAUCGUUUCACAUAAGCAAUGCAGCAAUCGGGUACCUGUAUGCCUCCUGGAGCUUCACCUCGGCUUUCUGCGCCCCCGUUCUGGGAAAGCUGUCAGAUCAGGUUGGAAGGAGAAAAGUCCUCAUUGCUUCCUUGGUGGGUGCUGGGAUUGCAAAUUUGGGACAAGCCUGUGCUGGAAACUACUACGAACUGCUCGCUUGGAGAGCUUUCUCUGGAGUCUGGGCAGCCGUUGGCAAUUCGGCGCAGGUAUAUCUCAGUGAUGUGUGUUCUCCGGCCGUGCUUCCCGACUACAUGUCAAAACUAUCAGCUGUCCCAAGCUUGGCCAUGACUUUUGGUCCAGGCCUCGGCGGUGGGCUAUCGAAAUUUGGACUGAGCAUCCCUGUUUUGGUGGAUGGUUUGUUGUCCUUGGCAGCAGCCGGGCUGUGCUAUAUUUAUCUGCCUGAGUCACCCAGCUGGGUUGCGGACAGGGAAAACCCUAAGACUGCCACUGUAGAGGCCUCAUCCAGCAGCUCUGCCGAUGUUCCUCCAAGUGUAAAGGUAUUGGCCUUCUCUGCAGUAUUUCAAGGCAUCGCCUUCGGCACAGCAGUUUCCAUGACUGCCAUCACACUUGACGCAAAGCUUGGCUUCGACUCUCUCCAUGUUGGAUUUACGUUCGUCCUUGCCGCUCUUGCCACAUUGGCUACGAGCAUUUGGGGGACCAGCCGCGUUCAACAGCGAGCUGGCCUAAAGAACACUGCAGUGUUGGGAUCUCUGUUCGGCGGUGCCUUCAGUCUGCUGAUGGCGGUUGUCCCAGGUGUUUGGACUACCGUAACCUUCCUUUGCUUGUCACGCGUUGGUGUGUCCUUGCGUGGUGGCAGCUCGGGCACCAUCUUGACGAAAUUUACGAACCCGUCAAACCGUGGAAGUGUUUUUGCGAUGCAGCAGUUUGCGCUCAAUAUUGGCCGUCUUCUCGGUCCUGUGAUUGCGGGGCACCUGGCAGUGCAAGACCCCAUUACGUUGCCCUGGCUGUUCAGUGCUGUUUGCUCGCUAAUUUCAGCGCUCAUCCUCCUGGCCGUCCAGAUGCCCGACCUUCCAGAGCCACAGCAAAGUGUCUCAAAGAUGGUUCGCGGCUUCACCGACCUGAAAGGAGCUGCUGAUAGUCUGGAGCUGGAGUACGGGAGUGCGGAGGAUUGUAAGGCUCUGGGGGAGUACGUUGGCGGCCUGCUAACCAAGCGAAGAUAUCGGUGGGUGUCCCGAAGGGAAGCCAUCUACAGUAUGUUGGACAAGCUUCUUCCAGAACUGUCCUCCGGAGCAUGCGAUCACGUUCAAGACCUUGAGCGCUUAAUGAAACAUGUCGAGCAAAUGCAGAAGGACUUUCAGAAUGUGCAAAGCCGAGACUGCUGA